GAACACUAAUUUCAACAAUUUCAAGGAAACAGCAAAAUAAAGAAAAUUUGGCAUUAAUAUUUCUUUAUGCUCUACUUUAGAUUCUGGGAAAUUGGUAUCAUUUUCUUGUGAAAGCACAGACAAAGGAGAACGGCAAAAAGCAAAAUCAAAUACUAAUUGACAUCUCUUAACAGCAUUUCCCUUUUUGCUUCAUUAGCAGAGAAUCUUUGAACUCGCUAAGAGCUUAUUCCCAGUAUGCCGGAGAAAGUGGUAAGCUUAGCACCAUCAACAAACCCAUCAUGGCGUUUCCUGUUAAAUCCUUUGGUUCAAUGGCGGUUUCAUGUACUAACAGCUCUGGUUUUUGUUGGCAUGGUUGGUGUUUGGAGCAUAGAUGGGUGCAGUAUAAAAAAUUUCAUUGAGUCAUGGAGGUUCAGGCAAGAGUUUCUAAGCAGGAGAUUUAACGCACAGCCUGCAAAAGCCACAAAUCUAACCCAAGAAAUCCAAAAUUUCACAGACGCAAACGCCACCGAUUACCCGUUACCCCACCUCAAUAAUACCCCUACUACUACUAACAGCAGCAGUCCUGCGAAUUACAGUAUACUGAACAACGACGCUAACGGUGUUUCUUCUCAGAAUUAUUCAGAUGGGUUUCUGGAUAAGCUAACUGAGAAAGAAUCAGAAGCAGCUAAAGUGAACUGGGUGUCAACUGAUUUGAAACCAAAUUUCAAGCCGAAUAAGAAUGAAUCAGAAGCUAAUGUACAGUGGAUAUCUACCAAAUUAGAUCCGCAUUUAACUUCAAACCUUCUUUCCCGGUGGCUAGCUCCUGGUGGUGAGCCUUGCAGAGACUCCCGCACAGUGGACAUUGUGAUUCCCCGAUUAGACGGGCACGAUUCUGUUGAGUUGACUGCUGGGAACAGUCACGAAUUUAUUUUCCAAGCCGUGGAUGAGUUCAAGAAUCCUCGCUGUUUAGGAGGGGACUACUUUGAGGCUGAUCUUUCGGGGGAAGCAUGGAAGUCUCGGCCUGUAAUCAAAGAUUUUGGAAAUGGGUCCUACUCCAUUUCUCUUCAAGUUCAUCCUGAUUUCGCUGGUGAAUACAAGCUUACUGUUAUUUUGCUUUUCCGGCAUUUUGAGGGUCUUAAAUUUUCACCAGCGCGAUUUGUCUAUGAUAAGGAAUUGCGCAAGGUCCAAAUCAGGUUUGUUAAAGCUUAUUAUCAGUUGCCACAAUUACAAUUUUGUGAAAAAUCUGAUUUCAGUAGAGAUCUUUGGGUAGGGAGGUGGACUAGGCAUGGCAGGAAUGAUGAUUGUGAAAUCAGUAAUGAUGGGAGGUAUCGGUGCCUGCAGCCAUAUUUUCCAUGCCAAAGCCCAUGGUGUGAUGGUUCCUUGGGCAUGUUAGAGAGUAAUGGUUGGGUGUAUUCUAGUCACUGUUCCUUUAGACUGUUUUCAGCUGAAUCUGCUUGGAAUUGCCUAAAGGGCAGGUGGAUUUUCUUUUGGGGUGAUUCAAAUCAUGUUGAUACUAUAAGAAAUAUGCUCAAUUUUCUCUUGGGUUUGCCUGAAAUAAAAUCUGUUCCGAGACGGUUUGAUAUGAAUUUUUCAAACCCAAAAGAUGCAUCUCAAUCAGUUCGAAUUACAAGCAUUUUCAAUGGUCAUUGGAAUGAGACGCAGAAUUACCAAGGAUUGAAUUCUUUGAAAGAUGAAGGAUUUAGAAAUUUGUUGAAGAAGUACUUCUUAGAGGACACUGUGCCAGACACUAUAAUCAUGAAUUCUGGUUUGCAUGAUGGCAUAUAUUGGUCUAAUAUCAGACAGUUUUCAGCUGGAGCUGAUUAUGCAGUUUCAUUUUGGAAAGAAGUUAUCGAUUCUGUGAAGCAGAGAGGUUUGCUAAUUCCUCAAAUCAUCUACCGGACCACAAUAGCAACUGGCGGUUAUGCCAGGGCACUAGCGUUUAAUCCGAACAAGAUGGAAGCAUUUAAUUGGAUAAUGUUGGAAAAAUUUAGGAGAUCCCAGCUGCUGUCUGGGGUUAUUGAUAACUUCGAUAUUACUUUUCCAUGGCAUUUUGACAACCGCUGCAACGAUGGGGUACAUUAUGGCAGAGCUCCAGCAAAGAUGAAAUGGAGGGAUGGUGAAAUAGGACACCAGUAUUUUGUGGACCUCAUGUUGGCUCAUGUGCUGCUCAAUGCUUUAUGUGCGAGAUAGCAAAUGAAGUGGCUACAUUGUUAUCUGCUUUUUGAAGCUGCACAGUGCCAGUAGUUGCAGGCAAAGUUGGAAUCUGCCAUUGAUGUGGGUUUAAAAGAGAUCCAAGUGAGUUCCACACGUUUUGUUCUUUCAGUUAGAAUCGGCAUUCUUUAUUUGUUUGUAUUACAUUUUAUAUUUGAUUAUAUUACUAAAAAUGGUUUUCCAUACUUGUAGAUUAUGAGAGGUUCUCCGAUUGAUCAUAUUGUUUUGUACUUAAUGGGAUAUAGCUCUUUUUCUAA
Messenger RNA from Manihot esculenta (cassava), 2447 nucleotides. RefSeq lists its product as uncharacterized. NCBI's taxonomy places the organism in Eukaryota, Viridiplantae, Streptophyta, Magnoliopsida, Malpighiales, Euphorbiaceae. The transcript is spliced from 2 exons. Bases 235 to 2169 code for a protein of 644 amino acids. The record is from RefSeq and is a predicted model, not a curated record.